CCGUUCCCCUACUCAACAAACAAAUCACUUAUUUGCUUUUUCUCCCCCUAUAUAUUUUCCGUCACUUUUUUGCUCUUAAUUAUUCGUUAAACCUUAAUUUUGUUGUACUUAUUCUUAAAAAUUCACCCUUUUCUUUUUCUCUAUCCUCGUUUCUUUUCUGGGUUUUGCUCCUUUGAAUUAGUUCCGUAUUGGGUUUAUCAUAAUUAUUGAUUUUCUCGACGCUUUGUUUUCAAGCAGAUGAAAGUAUAGCACAGUCAGAGACCGAUAAAGAUAAACCUUAUAAUAACAAUUGUAAGGUGAUUGUUGAUCACUUAUGACCAUGAUGAAUCUCAAAGGUGGAUCUUGGGUUGGUGAAUUGUAUCAAAAGUUUGAGGCCAUGUGUGCCGAAGUGGAGGAAGUUAUUUGUGAGGAUACUCCCAAAUAUGUCGAGAAUCAGGUGCGGACUGUUGGAGUAACUGUUCAGAAAUUCUAUGCAGAUGUCAUGCAAGAUUUGCAGCAUCCAUCAUCAUUGAAUUCAGUAAAAUCUGGGGACACCGUUUUGAGUGUUGUCCCCGAUGGUGAUGGUAAAAUAUGUACGAACCCAAAAGUAGACGGUACAACUAAUCUUGUUGAUGUUGCAUCUGAGAAAACGGUCAAAGAUUUUAAUUGCGGUGCUGCUUGUGAUGACAGUAUAAAAUAUGUGUCUUGUGAUUCCGCAAUCUGCAGUGUAAUUAAGCCAUGUAAACCAACAUACAAUAACUCUGCUGGAGAUAAGGGUACUAAAGUAAGCUAUGAGAGCCAUGGCACUUCACAGGCUAUAUCAAAUCAAUCUACAUAUGUGGCAGAAAAUCUGGACAGUACAAAAGAUUCUCAGAACAAGUGUCUCUCUAAUUUUCCAAGAAUAAAUGCCACUGUAACAAAUAAUUCUGAUGAAGUCACAUUUAUUGCACCCCAUGACGAAAGUGAUGAACCUUCAUCUGUACAUAGGAAUGUCAUUUCAAAGGAAGCUUCUGAAGUAAGUGUCAAUGAAGAUGAUGUAGGAACCUCCUGGGAGAUGACAGAUAGCCAUGAAGUCGGAAAUGCUGUCAAAGAAAAGAAGACAAGGUUGUUGGCUGGUGGGAUCUUGUCACCUAACUUAGACACGUCGUUAGUGAAGGCUGAUGAGAGCACCGCGGUCACCAGCAAUGCGAAGAAUUCCUUAGAAGCUGACAAGGAGCUCCCUAUGGAUGAUAGAGGACCAUUAAUUCCUGUAGUUGCCUAUGAAUUCAAAAGACGUUAUGCUGAUAAACAAGAAGUUGUCGUCAGUAAACAGGUGACUGAGGUCAAGCUUGGUGAAUCUUGUGUUCUGGUGGAGAAAAAUGAUCAUUCUUUUAAAUCAGACGUUGGACACGUACAAAAAUCUUAUAAGAAGAAAAUCCAAGAUGUGUUCUCCCCAAAGAGAUGGUCAAAAAGCAAGCGAGAUCAAGAGCAAAUUGCUAUUUGGUACGAAGAGCAAAGUAGAAACAAGUUGUUGUCUACUUCAGAGUCCUUUGAAUCAGAUUGGGAACUUCUUUAGGACUGUCAAAUUGAUGAUGAUCGCCCCUUUUCUAAAGGAUUGCGGUGGUGUUCAAAUUAAUAAUAAUGUCAACAAUUGCAGUGUUCUGCUAUCAAGGUAUGGAUAUUUAUGAAACAAAAGCUGUGGCCAUUGAAUUAUACUAAAAGUAUGAUAGUCUCAAUUAUACUGUUAUUUUUACUUACGAUGACUUAAGCGUAUUUAUAACAUACAUGAUACAUUGCAUCUGAA
Spinacia oleracea (spinach) is the source of this 1762-nucleotide messenger RNA. RefSeq lists its product as uncharacterized. Gene Ontology annotation, cellular component: phagophore; autophagosome. The record is from RefSeq and is a predicted model, not a curated record. Bases 314 to 1534 code for a protein of 406 amino acids. Gene Ontology annotation, biological process: response to stress. The transcript is spliced from 6 exons. Lineage: Eukaryota; Viridiplantae; Streptophyta; Magnoliopsida; Caryophyllales; Amaranthaceae.